AUGUACACCUCCUCAGCCGCCCAGAAGGCCAAACGCCGAACACAUUCGCGUCCAGAGCUCACAGAUGAGCAGAAGCAGGAGAUCAAAGAGGCCUUUGAGCUCUUUGACACGGACAAAGAUGGUUGUGUGGAUUACCACGAGCUGAAGGUUGCAAUGCGGGCACUCGGGUUCGACCUCAAGAAGGCCGAGGUCCUGAAGCUAUUGCGGGAUCACGACAAGGAUAAUUCGGGUCUAAUGGAGUUCCAAGACUUCGCAAAAAUCAUGAGUGAACGGAUACUCGAACGUGAUCCGAUGGAAGAAAUCCGAAGAGCCUUUAAGCUGUUUGACGACGACAACACGGGCAAGAUUAGUCUGCGAAACUUGAGACGCGUGGCGAAGGAGAUUGGGGACAGGCUGGAGGACGACGAAUUGAAAGCUAUGAUCGACGAAUUCGACCUGGAUCAAGAUGGUGAAAUCAGCGAGCAAGAAUUUUUCGCCAUUAUGACAGACGACGCAUAA
Molecule: messenger RNA, 498 nt
Organism: Cyclocybe aegerita
Lineage: Eukaryota; Fungi; Basidiomycota; Agaricomycetes; Agaricales; Hemipholiotaceae
Source: the annotation of a GenBank genome assembly